Messenger RNA from Bombus impatiens (common eastern bumble bee), 1135 nucleotides. It is a transcript of the gene Trf2, whose product is annotated as TATA box-binding protein-like protein 1. Gene Ontology annotation, molecular function: DNA binding; general transcription initiation factor activity. The record is from RefSeq and is a predicted model, not a curated record. Bases 184 to 1056 code for a protein of 290 amino acids. Lineage: Eukaryota; Metazoa; Arthropoda; Insecta; Hymenoptera; Apidae. Gene Ontology annotation, biological process: DNA-templated transcription initiation. The transcript has 6 exons.
GUGACUUUGAUCAGUAGCUAGUCUAGUGAAGAUGGCCGAAAACAAUGGCAGUGAUUAUUGAGUUAACUUUGCGUUCUCCUGGCACUUGUCAACAAAGAAGUUAUCUUUAAUAAAAAAGCAUAUAACAUAGGCACAAGACGUAUCUGCAUACUUAUCAUAUAUCAUUCCAGUGAGGGAUAUAUUAUGGCAACUGCUAUUCAAAAGAAUGGCAUGAAACCUUUAACAAACACAUCGAUAAAUCACGUAGAGGAUGUAAAGAAUUUAGACAAUACCAGCAUAUGUAAAGAAGAAAAAGAUGAGAGGAUAUUUGACGGACAGAUCCAACCUUACAUGGAGCCUCAUGAACAAGAACCUCGUGAAUUGGAUAUCGUUAUCAAUAAUGUAGUUUGCAGCUUCAGUGUUAGGUGUCAUUUAAAUUUACGAGAAAUUGCACUAAAUGGAUCUAAUGUGGAAUAUAGAAGAGAGAAUGGGAUGAUUACUAUGAAACUAAGGAGACCAUAUACUACUGCUUCUAUAUGGUCUUCUGGCAAAGUAACAUGUACCGGUGCAACUAGUGAAGUUCAAGCAAAGAUAGCAGCCCGCCGCUUUGCUCGUUCACUUCAGAAGCUUGGAUUCAAAGUACGAUUUAACAAUUAUAGAGUGGUUAAUGUACUGGGUACAUGCUGUAUGCCAUUUGCAAUCAAGAUAACAUCAUUUUCAUCAUGUCAUAAAGAAAAUGCAGAUUAUGAGCCAGAAUUACAUCCUGGUGUCACAUACAAGCUGAAGGAACCAAAAGCUACAUUGAAAAUAUUUUCUACUGGAAGUGUCACUGUAACAGCUCCCAAUGUUGCUGCUGUCCAAGCUGCAAUUGAAUAUAUUUAUCCACUAGUCUACGAAUUUCGUAAGGAGAGAACGACAGAAGACGAAGUUGCCCUAACAACGAAGAAGCGUAGAAUGGGGCUAAGAAAAAGAAGUCGUGAUGAGUUCCUACAUGAUCCAGAUUAUAUAUAUGAUACCAUGUUCUCUGACGAGGAGGAGGAAGAAGAAGAGGGUGAGAGUGACGCCAGUUGGGACUGAGCUGUUUAUUUCGCUGCUCCUCUGUUAAUUGUGAAACUGUUAUACUUCUUAUAUCUUGUUUUACAAGGAAAAGAAAAAA